UAACGGACACACCCGUCGCCCGUCGGGCUCGAGGCCGGAUGCCACCCGCGCCGCCGCCGCUGUCGCUACGCCUGCCGGCGGCGGCCUGAAGAAUAUGGCAGCCGCCCACGCCGCCGCCACCGCCACGCGGCAAGCGGCGGCGGAGGCGUGUAGUAACCAACACGCGGUCCACCACGCGCACCUCGCGGCUCUCCUCAACCCUUCCGCGCGCUUGCCUCCGCUUCCGCUCCCUCUCCGCCGCCGCCACCUCCCGCUCUCGCUCCCCGCGGCCUCCCGCCUCAUCGCGUGCUUCCCUCCGCUCCCGCUCCUCGUAUGCUUCCUCCGCGCGCUCCGCCUCCUCCCCUCUCCGCCGCCGCGCCCCUUCGAUUCGCUCAUCAAGUCCUAUGCCUCCCUCCCUUCCCGCGCCUCCCUCGCCGCCGCGGCGCUCGCGUUCGCCAGGUCGGCCGGGUACGCCCCUUCCGUGCUCGCCUACAACGCCGUCCUCCUCGCGCUCUCCGACGCGUCGCUCCCCUCCGCUAGGCGCUUCUUCGACUCCAUGCUUAGCGACGGCGUGGCGCCCAACGUGUACACCUACAACAUCCUCGUCCGCGCGCUGUGCGGCCGCGGACACCGGAAGGAAGCGCUCAGCGUCCUGCGCGACAUGCGCGGGGCGGGCUGCGACCCCAAUGCCGUGACUUACAACACGCUCGUCGCGGCGUUCUGCAGAGCCGGGGAGGUGGAUCGCGCCGAGAGGCUGGUCGACAUGAUGCGGGAGGGUGGCUUGAAGCCCAACCUGGUGACCUUCAACUCGGUGGUGAAUGGGAUCUGCAAGGCUGGGAGAAUGGAGGACGCACGCAAGGUGUUUGAUGAAAUGGUGAAGGAGGGUUUGGCGCCGGAUGGGGUCAGUUACAACACCUUGGUGGGUGGGUAUUGCAAGGUGGGGUGCUCGCACGAGGCAUUGUCUGUGUUUGCAGAGAUGACGCGGAAAGGGAUCAUGCCAGACGUCGUGACAUUUACAUCAUUGAUCCAUGUAAUGUGCAAGGCUGGGAACUUGGAGCGGGCAGUGGGGUUGGUGAGGGAGAUGAGGGAGAGGGGCCUCCAGAUGAAUGAGAUCACUUUUACAGCCUUGAUAGAUGGGUUCUGCAAGAAGGGAUUCUUGGAUGAUGCAUUGCUUGCAGUAAGGGAGAUGAGGCAAUGCAGAAUACAGCCUUCAGUGGUGUGUUAUAAUGCACUUAUUAAUGGUUAUUGUAUGGUAGGAAGAAUGGAUGAAGCAAGAGAGUUAGUCCGUGAAAUGGAAGCUAAAGGAGUGAAGCCUGACGUUGUGACAUACAGUACAAUUCUCAGUGCAUACUGUAAGAAUGGUGAUACACAUUCUGCAUUCCAAUUGAACCAACAAAUGCUUGAGAAUGGUGUUCUUCCAGAUGCAAUCACCUACUCAUCACUCAUAAGGGUUCUUUGUGAGGAGAAAAGACUCGGUGACGCCCAUGUGCUCUUCAAAAAUAUGAUUAGUCUUGGCCUACAACCUGAUGAAGUUACAUAUACAUCACUUAUUGAUGGCCACUGCAAGGAGGGCAAUGUGGAGAGGGCUCUUUCUCUGCACGAUGAAAUGGUAAAGGCAGGAGUUCUCCCUGAUGUUGUGACUUACAGUGUGCUUAUUAAUGGGCUUAGUAAAUCAGCACGUACUAAGGAAGCACAACGGUUGCUCUUCAAAUUGUACCAUGAAGAGCCAGUUCCAGCAAAUAUUAAAUAUGAUGCCCUGAUGCGUUGUUGUAGAAAUGCUGAGCUUAAGAGUGUGUUAGCUCUCUUGAAGGGAUUUUGCAUGAAAGGUUUAAUGAAUGAAGCUGAUAAAGUUUAUCAAUCAAUUUUAGACAGAAACUGGAACCUUGACGGGUCUGUCUACAGUGUGCUUAUUCAUGGGCAUUGUAGGGAAGGAAAUGUUAUGAAGGCUCUCAGUUUCCAUAAACAAAUGCUGCAGUGUGGUUUUGCUCCAAAUUCAACAAGUACAAUUUCCUUGAUUAGGGGUCUGUUUGAAAAGGGGAUGGUUGUGGAAGCAGAUCAGGUGAUUCAGCAGUUGUUGAACUGUUGUUCCCUUGCUGAUGCAGAAGCAUCAAAGGCUCUUAUUGAUCUCAACUUAAAAGAAGGUAAUGUGGAUGCAGUCUUAGAUGUUCUGCAUGGCAUGGCAAGGGAUGGACUGCUUCCAAGUCCAAGAUGAGGGUGAUUUUUUGACAUUCAAGAACCACCCUCUCUCUGUGGAAUACUGGAGACCUGAUGGUCAAGUUUGGAACACUUUAUUGUCUCACGAGUCAUCAUAACACAAAAGCAUCAAAAUCAGUGUUACAUGGCAGGAUAUGGUCUGCCAUAAGUCACGAUGUGCUCCAUAUGGAAGGGCUGAAAGAAGUUAUUGCCUUAUGCUGCAUGAUUAAGGUGAAGAAUUGCAUGGCUAAAAGGACAUAAACAGUUCAGUGCAUUAAAAACCAAUGCAUAUGCAUGGUAUCUACCUGUAUCCCUGAUGAUGCUACUUUGAGAAAAGGAAUCAACAGCAGAACAGUAGUUGAUUAUAUCUGCCGUUGGGAGCAAAAAUCCAAUAUACCAUGAACGGAAACUGGAGAUUAUCAUUCGUUCAUCGCUUCUCACUUUGAAGAAAGGAAAAUGAAAGCGAGAAAUUCACGGAAAAUGAGGAGCUUGAAGAAAGUGGAACAUCAAUGACAAUGGAUGUAUACAGGUGGUUUGCACUUACAGGUACAAAUAUCUAAGUCACUAGCGAUGAGUAACUUAUUUCGCAAUGCUUUCAAGUUUCCACUUAACAUCAACUAUUUUCUUCUGUGUACCUGUAGCAAAUUAAGUACUUGUGCAUUAGCUCUUUUCUUACAUAUAUUCAGAAUUCAGAAACCAGAAGCCUUUGGCUCCUAAA
Molecule: messenger RNA, 2890 nt
Organism: Sorghum bicolor (sorghum)
Lineage: Eukaryota; Viridiplantae; Streptophyta; Magnoliopsida; Poales; Poaceae
Product: pentatricopeptide repeat-containing protein At5g39710
Exons: 2
Coding region: 95-2191 (698 amino acids)
Molecular function (GO): protein binding
Source: RefSeq, a predicted model, not a curated record